Limanda limanda (common dab) is the source of this 1104-nucleotide messenger RNA. RefSeq names its product cofilin 1 (non-muscle), like (gene cfl1l). Gene Ontology annotation, molecular function: actin filament binding. Gene Ontology annotation, cellular component: actin cortical patch; cytoplasm; actin cytoskeleton. Lineage: Eukaryota; Metazoa; Chordata; Actinopteri; Pleuronectiformes; Pleuronectidae. The record is from RefSeq and is a predicted model, not a curated record. The transcript has 4 exons. Gene Ontology annotation, biological process: actin filament fragmentation; actin filament severing; cell motility. Bases 65 to 550 code for a protein of 161 amino acids.
UCUUCUUUGAGGCUGCUGCUGCCAUUUUUGUCUGCUGCCUGCUCCUUCACACAUCUGAAGCAAAAUGGCGUCAGGGAUCAAGACUUCUGAUGAAGUGACGACGCUCUACAAUGAGAUGAGACUGGUGAAAAAUGAUGCAAAUCAAAUGGAACGCAUAAGAUUGGUAGUGUUUGAGAUCAAAGACAACCAGAUCCAACCGACCAAAACUUUCAGGCAAAAGGAUCUGCUCGAAGUGGAGAAUGUCUACAAGCUUUUCCUGGAGCAGAUGCCCUCGGAGACAUGCUGCUACCUCCUGUAUGACUGCCACUUUGAAACCAAGGACUCACCCAAAGAAGAACUCGUACUUGUGAUGUGGACUCCUGACACAUCAAAGUGCAAAGACAAAAUGGUCUACGCCAGCUCAAAGCAAUCCAUUAGGAAAGCCGUGCCAGGUAUCAAGCACGAGAUGGAGUUCAAUGACACUUCUGACUACGAGAUCGAAACCUUUGCAGAGAAACUGGGGAAAAACAUUUCGAAGAUUGAGGGCCACCCUUUUGGAUGCAGAAAGUAAUUAACAAAGCAUAAAAGGUCAAGUAAAGGGGAUUUGAGAUGAGGACACCAGGGCUUCUAAAUUAACCUCCGUUUCAAGGAUUGGGUCGUCACAGUUUAAAGGGAGGGGUUAGACAUGGGAUUAGAUUCCUGUUACACAACAGCUGAGGUCUGUGCUCUACUACACGUUCUAGUCACACCAGCUUGUUGACAUAAUAUAAUUAAUGAUUGGAGGUAUUCAUACUUUGAUACUAUUGUCUGUCACUUGACUAUUGGUUACAAUUCCAAGUGAUUGCUGAUAUGUACAAACCGUACAUACAUGAUGUUAGAACCAUGUCUAUUCCAUCUGCCUUGCUUUAGGGGUUGGUUGAUAACUUCUCUGCAUACAGCUAUAUCUUACACACCCUGUUAGGUUUAAAGGUCAAAAUAUCCAGGCUAAAACUCUGAUAUCUGUUUUUCUAGACUCUUACACUUUAAUGAAUACAAAAUAGUAUGACUUUUACAAAGAAAAAUUAUUUCAACGAAAAUGCAGGAGUCCUUGCAUUGAGUAUUGUCAAAUAAAUUUGAUGGAAUCAA